UGCCACUAUAUUUCUUUCAUUUAUUUAUUUAUUUAUUCAUUCAUCAUGUGUCAGAAAAUAAAACUCAAGCUUAGCCUCCCUGUCUCUCUCUCUCGCAUUAAUUGAAGAACGUUCUCACUCAUUCACUCCUCUUCCUUUCUUUUCGAUUUUUUCUAAGCAUCGAUUCUCUGCUUCAUCCUCUCUUCGUUUUUCACAGCUGCUGCAGUUUUGCAUUUGAGGAGUUCAACAAGAAGAUUCUCAAGAGUAGAAAGAAUACUGACUGACCCUGUACCUCAGUUCCUGACUAUUUGGGAUCAUGGGGAGCAGAUUAUGUUGAUGCGUGCGUGACUGCUGAUAAGUUGAAGAUCCAUAGAGAAGAUGGUGAAACAUCGCUUUAGAGAGUCUAUAAAAUCUUUGUUUGGAAGUCAUCUUGACCCUGAGAAAGAUGAGCAACUGCAGGGAGCUAAAACAGAAAUUGAUGACAAAGUGAAAAGGAUAUUGAAACUUAUUAAAGAUGACAACCUUGAAGAGGAUGGCCCCCCUUUAGAGCAAUCUAAGAAGGAACCACUUGUUGAACUGAUUGAGGAUUUCCACAAUCAGUACCAAUCGCUCUAUACACGAUAUGAUCAUUUGACAGGUGAGUUAAGGAAAAAGAUUCAUGGCAAGCAAGGAGAAAAUGAGAGCUCAUCAUCCAGUUCAGACUCAGAUUCAGAUUAUUCUUCAAGAGACAAAGUCAGAAAAAAUGGACAGCUGGAAAGUGACUUUCAAAAGAUAAUUGAAGGCUUAAAGCAAGAACUUGAAAUGGCUAGUGUGGAAGUUGCUGAAUUAAACCAGAGGUUGACAAGUACUCAUGAAGAAAAGGAGGAUCUUAAUUCGAAAUAUGUUGCAGCAUUGAGCAAGAUAGAAGAAGUAGAGAAAAUAAACAUGGAUUUGAAAUCUGAUGCUGAAGCAUCGAGUAUUCAAAGAUCAAAACUUUUGGAUGAGAAUGCUGAACUAAAAAAUCAACUGGACGUUGCUGGUAAGACAGAAGCUGAGCUGAGUCAAAGAUUGGAGGACUUGAAGACAGAAAAAGAUAGUUCGACAUCGGAGAAGGAGACAGCUAUCCAGCAGAUUGUCGAGGAAAAGAAGAUUACAGAUGACCUGAGAACCACAGUUGAUCAACUGAAGGAUGAGAAAUUCUCUCUUGAGAAAGAAUUACAAGUCGUGACAGGGGAAAUUUUCAUUCUAAAACAGCAGUUAGAGCAUGCAGAUGAGGAAAUGACAAAGGUCAACAACAACCUGAGAGUCACUGAGGAAGAAAAUGAAUCAUUGAAAUUGAAACUUUCACAGGCUUCUGAUGAGGUCCAGCUUUCUCACAGAAGAGUUCAAGAACUUGUAGACGAAUUGAGUCAGUUAAAGGAGGAACAUGUUGCAGCAUUGAGCAAAAUAGAAGAAGUAGACAAAAUAAACAUGGAUUUGAAAACUGAUGCUGAAGCAUCGAGUAUUCAAAGAUCAAAACUUUUGGAAGAGAAUGCUGAACUAAAAAAUCAACUGGAUGUUGCUGGUAAGACAGAAGCUGAGCUGAGUCAAAGAUUGGAGGACUUGAAGACAGAAAAAGAUAGUUUGACACUGGAGAAGGACACAGCUAUCCAGCAGAUUGUCAAGGAAAAGAAGAUUACAGAUGACCUGAGAACCACAGUUGAUCAACUGAAGGAUGAGAAAUUCUCGCUUGAGAAAGAAUUACGAGUUGUGACAGGGGAAAUUUCCAUUCUAAAACAGCAGUUAGAGCAUGCAGAUGAGGAAAUGACAAAGGUCAACAACAACCUGAGAGUCACUGGGGAAGAAACUGAAUCAUUGAAAUUGACAAUUUCACAGGCUUCUGAUGAGGUUCAGCUUUCUCACAGAAGAAUUCAAGAACUUGUAGAUGAAUUGAGUCAGUUAAAGGAGAAACAUGAUGAGAAGGAAAGGGAAGUUUCAACCCUCACCGAGAUGCAUGAAGGGCAUCAGAAUGAAUCCUCAAAUAAAAUUAGGGAGCUUGAGGGACAAGUCACAAACCUGGCACUAGAACUAGAAUCACAUCAAACCCAGAAAAGAGAUAUGGAGGAGCAAAUUAAAAGGGGCACAACUGAAGCAAGGGAACUGGGAGAGCACAAUUUAGGGCUACGUAGCCAGAUUUCAGAACUUGAAAUGAAGUCCAAAGAAAGAGAAGAGGAACUAUUUUCCCUCAAGAAGAAACUUGAAGAUAAUGAGGAGGAGUCAUCCUCUAAAAUAUUAGAUUUGACAUCUCAGAUAACCAAUCUGCUGACUGACAUAAGCACAUUACAUUCAAAAAACAAUGAACUGGAAGAGCAGAUAAUUUCAAAGAGCAGUGAAGCAUCAACUCAAGUCAAAAGCAUUACUGAUAACAUGAGUGUGUUGCAGCACGAAGUGGAGUCCCUACAACAACAGAAAGCUGACUUGGAAGUUCAGUUAGUGGAAAAAGUCCAAGAGAAUUCAGAGUAUGCAAUUCAAUUGCAAAAUCUGAAAGAGGAGGUUGACAGAAAAACCCUGGAACAAGAGAAACUUAUGGAAGACACCGAAAAUUUACUCAUGCAGAUAAGGAAUCUGGAAUCAGAGGUGAGCACUAUGAAGAACCAGAAAAGUGUAGAUGAUGAGCUGAUAAGGGCUAACAGCCACGAGAUUGAUCAUUUGAGACAAGAGAAGUUGGAGCUACUUGACAAAACAGCAGAAUUAGAGAAAACAUCAUUAGAGAGAGAAUCCGCGUUUUCUGUCAUCCAGGACACACUUCGUAAAGUAGAGGAAGAGAGUUCAGCUCAAAUAAUGAAUUUGACUGAGAAAAUCAACAAUCUUCAAAAUGAUUUGGUUUCCUUGGAGAAUCAGAAACAAGAGUCAUCACAGCAGUAUGACGGACUGAAGUUGGAGGUGGAUUCUAUACACAGCCAGAAGAGUGAACUUGAAGAGCAAGCAAGAGCUAAAGAUCAUGAGAACAGCGAGCUGAGAGAGGAAAUUAUUGGAUUGAAGGGAACAAUCACUGCGCUGGAGACAACAAUGGCAGAAAAGAAGUUUGCGUUGUCCACUUUGCAGGAAAAAUUUCAUGAGAAAGAGAACGAAGCUUCUGCCUUAACCACCCAAGUGAAUAAUCUGCAAAAUGACUUGCUUUCAUUGCAGGGCUUAAAAGAAGAGUUGGAGCUCCACUGUGGAAAAAUCAAAGAAGAACAUGCAGAAAGGUUUACACUCAUAGAGAAUGAAAAGAAUGAGCUAGCAGGAAAGUCAACCAGUCUUCAGAGAACAUUAGAAGAACGAGAAGAUGCUUAUCAGAAGUUAAAUGAAGGUUAUAUACAAAUGGAAGGUUGGCUGAAGGAAAGCAAGGUGAGCCUUGAAGUUGCUGAGAAGAAGAUUGAAGAAAUGGAACGUGAAUUCCAUGAAGGCAGUGAGUUUAAGAAUCAGAUGAUGGCUGAACUGGAGCAUACAGUGGAGGAUCUGAAGAGAGACCUUGAAGAGAAAGGAGAUGAAAUCAACACUAUGUUUGAGAAUGUCCGCAUGCUCGAGGUUAAGCUUCGUCUUUCCAAUCAGAAGUUACGCGUCACAGAACAAUUGCUAAGUGAGAAGGAGGAGAGCUUUAGAAAAGCUGAAGAAAAGUUCCAACAAGAGCAGAAAGCUCUUGAUGACAUGAUUGCUACUUUGUCAGUAAAGCUUGCUGCCAACAAUGAAGCUUUUCAGGAAAUCAUAGCCGGUGUUAAAGAGUGUGUGAACAGCGUGACGGUUGGCAUAGAAACCGUUUGCUGGAAUUUCUCUGAUAAAUGUAAAAAUCAUGAGAACUCUAUCUCCAACAUGUCUCGUGAGCUUCAGGUUGCAAAGAACGGUUUCAGGGAGAUGAACAAGGAAAAAGAGCAAUUGCAGACACAGAGACACCAAUUGCUGGAGCAGCUGCGGGAUAAGAAUGAAGAAGAGUUAGCUUUGAGGGAGAGGAUUGGGAAGCUGGAGGCAAAAGCAAGCAAGGAUGAAUCAGAGAAGACGAAUCUGGCUGCGAACAUGGCUCAACUGAGGAAUACAGUUGGAGAAUUGGAGAAGAAGAUGAAAGAGAAAGAUGAUGGCAUGUUGGACUUGGGUGAAGAGAAGAGGGAGGCCAUAAGGCAGCUUUGUUUGUGGAUUGAUUAUCAUCGCAGCCGUUAUGACUAUCUCAAAGACGUUCUAUCAAAGACAGGUAGAGGCCAACGAACGGCUUAAAUCCUUAAAGUUUGUUUAGCACCUUCUUGUGUGUCCCAUUUAGGUAUGGUGUUGUGGUUUGAAUUGUUAUUAGUUCAAUUUUUCUCAUGUGAAUUAAUUCUUUGUUUCUUUUGGUUCAAACAUGUGCGUGUUUAUAAUUUAAUUCAUUCUGUAUCAGGAGCAUAUAUCUCCUUCAUGAUUUGGUUAUCAUCACAUACCUCAUCAUUACUUGUCA
Molecule: messenger RNA, 4399 nt
Organism: Arachis stenosperma
Lineage: Eukaryota; Viridiplantae; Streptophyta; Magnoliopsida; Fabales; Fabaceae
Product: COP1-interactive protein 1
Exons: 4
Coding region: 358-4185 (1275 amino acids)
Molecular function (GO): actin binding
Source: RefSeq, a predicted model, not a curated record